Chaetomium globosum CBS 148.51 is the source of this 1359-nucleotide messenger RNA. RefSeq lists its product as uncharacterized. Gene Ontology annotation, cellular component: cytoplasm. The coding region runs from base 1 to 1359 and encodes 452 amino acids. The transcript is spliced from 5 exons. Gene Ontology annotation, molecular function: L-ornithine transaminase activity; identical protein binding; pyridoxal phosphate binding. The record is from RefSeq and is a predicted model, not a curated record. NCBI's taxonomy places the organism in Eukaryota, Fungi, Ascomycota, Sordariomycetes, Sordariales, Chaetomiaceae.
AUGCGAUGCCAACGCGGCAGAGACCGGGGCCUCGGAGUUCCCCUUGUCACGGCAUUGGCGGAUUGGGCGACCAAGGCGACUCCUUCCACAAUCGACGGUUGGGGCCGCUCGCUCUGUGUCGGCACACCAGGAUCUCCAGGGAUCUUUGGGUCCACCGCCAUUGCUGCCGAGAACGAGUUCGCCGCCCACAACUACCACCCACUCCCCGUGGUUUUCGCUCGCGCCCAAGGGGUCCACGUCUGGGACCCCGAGGGCAAACACUACCUCGACUUCCUCUCAGCCUACAGCGCCGUCAACCAAGGCCACUGCCACCCGGAGCUGAUCAAGGCCCUCACCGAGCAGGCCGGCCGCCUGACGCUGAGCUCGCGCGCGUUCCACAACGAUGUGUUCCCCGUAUGGGCCCAGAAGGUCCGCCAGCUAUUCGGUUUCGACAUGGUGCUGCCCAUGAACACGGGCGCCGAGGCCGUCGAGACGGCUAUCAAGAUCGCCCGCAAGUGGGCUUACAAGGUCAAGGGCGUGGCGCCGGGCAAGGCGCUCGUCUUUAGCGCGAGUGACAACUUCCACGGGCGGACUAUGACAGCCGUCUCGCUCUCCCUCGACCCCGAAUCCCGCGACAACUACGGCCCCUACCUACCCAACGUGGGCGCCACCAACCCGACCACGGGCCAGCCGAUCCGGUACAACAGCAUACCAGACCUCGAAGCCGUCCUGGAGGCGUACGGGCGCGAUACGGCGGCCUUCAUCGUGGAGCCGAUCCAGGGCGAGGCGGGGGUGGUGGUGCCGGACGACGACUACCUGGCGCGGGCGCAGACGCUCUGCCGCAAGCACAACGUGCUGCUGGUGUGCGACGAGAUCCAGACGGGCAUCGCGCGCACCGGCCGCAUGCUAUGCUCCGAGUGGUCCGGCAUCAAGCUCGACAUGGUCACUCUCGGCAAGGCCAUCUCGGGCGGCAUGUACCCUCACCCAGGAUCUACCUACGACGGGAACGCUCGGCUGCGCCGUGUCCAUCCGCGCCCUCGAGCUAAUCGAGAGGAGGGCCUCGUGGAGAAGGCUGAGCGUCUGGGGCGGGUGUUCCGAGAGAGUGUCGAGGCUUUCCAGUCGCCCCUCGUGCAGGUUGUCAGAGGCAAGGGGUUGCUGAAUGCGGUUGUCAUUGACGAGAGCAAGGCGGAUGGGCGGUCGGCGUGGGAGCUGUGCUUGUUAUUGAAGGAGAAGGGCGUUUUGGCUAAACCUACACACGGCAACAUCAUCCGGUUUGCACCGCCUUUGGUCAUCACCGAGGAGGAACUCCGUGGGGCCAUCAAGAUCAUUGGCGAGGCGUUGAAGGAGCUUCCGACGACCACGAUCAGUGAGGGUCAUUAA